Cyprinodon variegatus (sheepshead minnow) is the source of this 763-nucleotide messenger RNA. It is a transcript of the gene arl6ip6, whose product is annotated as ADP ribosylation factor like GTPase 6 interacting protein 6. The transcript is spliced from 4 exons. Lineage: Eukaryota; Metazoa; Chordata; Actinopteri; Cyprinodontiformes; Cyprinodontidae. The record is from RefSeq and is a predicted model, not a curated record. The coding region runs from base 108 to 530 and encodes 140 amino acids.
UUCCUGGAUUUGAAGCCCAGCGGUCAGAGAACCGAAUCAGAACCGGAAGUGCUCUGUCAUGCCGCGCGCUUCGGUCUGACCACCGCACAUCCAGGCGCUCCGGGAUCAUGUCCGCGCGCGCGCUUAGUGGGAGGCCGCGAGGCGGCGGAGUCACGCCGUGGUUUUCGGUCUCUCUGUCGGCUCUGGGUUCAGCUGCAGCGGUGGCGGCAGCGGGCUCCUUCUGCGGCCUCAUCUACCCCAUCCUGAGAGAUCUGCGGGCAGAGAGGCUGAGAGGAGAGAACGGGACUGAGGAGAGGAUUCUGGGUUUCUGGAGCAUCCUGGUGAUCUCCACCCUUGUGGGAUGCGUCUCCUGUAUCUCCUCGUGGAUCCUGACCUACCUGGACUCCUUCCAGCCUGGCGGGGCGCUGCCCGGCCUGCUGUCGCUGCCGGAUGUCAGAGAUGCUUCCAGCCGCGGGUUCAACCUCAGCUUUGGUCUGGCUCUUCUAAACGGCAUCAUGGCCGCCCUCACCGUCAUCUGGAGUCUUUCCUGAAGCUCUUCUCCUCAGCUAAACCCAAACCUGAAGACCACACACCUCUGGAAAGAUGACGCUUCAGUUUACCCAUGAUGCACCUUGGUUUGAACUGAUGGGAAGGGAAUCUGGUGCUGAAGCUUUAGCAGUAUGAAAGAACCUGGACUUUGUUACAUCCUCAUAUCCUUGUAUCGUAUUUUGAUGAACUUUUAUUAAAGAUUACAUAAAACCUUACUAUGGAAGUGCAUUUGGGC